Phragmites australis (common reed) is the source of this 2192-nucleotide messenger RNA. Its product is annotated as probable polyol transporter 4. Gene Ontology annotation, biological process: transmembrane transport. Gene Ontology annotation, cellular component: membrane. Gene Ontology annotation, molecular function: myo-inositol:proton symporter activity. NCBI's taxonomy places the organism in Eukaryota, Viridiplantae, Streptophyta, Magnoliopsida, Poales, Poaceae. The record is from RefSeq and is a predicted model, not a curated record. The transcript has 2 exons. The coding region runs from base 410 to 2005 and encodes 531 amino acids.
AUAUUCGUAGCACUAGAACAUUAAAAAAAGCUACACCUCCAUCGCUGCAGAUGGGGGCGCCUAGAAGAUGUGGAUUCUGCAUGACAGUGUACACCGUGUACAAGUUGAUAGUUCACAGCAGCAUCACCGGCCACCAAAACUCCGGGACGGUAAGGAAAACUUGCAUUUGAAAACGAUUGCAGAUUCCUGAUUCCUUUGAGUUGAGCAAAUGAGCAGAGAUACCACAUCGCCUGAGCUGAAAAUCGCUGAAACAUAUAAAACACCUAGGUGGUCUUAAACAAAUCCCACCUUGUUUCCUCCUCCAUCUCUUUCCUUCCUUCCUUCCUCAGAUCCAUUGUUCUCUUCCCAUUCACAAGCUGAGGCAGAGGAAGAGGAGAGGCUGAGGAAGGCAGAGUACCAGACAGAUAUCAUGGGGAUUCAGGCCGCCGAGGCGGCGGCCGGCGGCGACAGUCUGCUGGGUUUCUUGGGGAGGAAGAGCAGGUACGCGCGCAUGGACGACGUGCUUCCGCAAGAGCCGGAAGAAGACGGCGGUGGUGUCCGUGUUCGCGGCAGCGGCAGCUGCAGGAGAUACGUCUUUGCCUGCUCCGUCUUCGCGUCACUCAACCAUGUCCUGCUCGGCUACGACGUGGGUGUGAUGAGCGGUUGCAUUAUCUUCAUCCAGAAGGACCUCCACAUCACCGAGGUGCAGCAAGAAAUGCUCGUUGGGUGCCUCAGCUUCAUCUCCCUUCUUGGCAGCCUCGCCGCCGGCAGAACAUCGGACGCCAUCGGCCGGAAGCGGACCAUCGGCCUCGCCGCCGCCGUGUUCCAGGCCGGCGCGGCCAUCAUGACGUUCGCGCCGUCCUUCGCGGUGCUCAUGGCGGGCCGGCUGCUGGCCGGCAUCGGCAUCGGCAUCGGCAUCAUGGUCGCGCCGGUGUACAUCUCGGAGAUCUCCCCGGCGACGCUGCGGGGCUCCCUCGCGUCCUUCCCGGAGAUCUUCAUCAGCCUCGGAAUCCUCCUGGGUUACGUCUCCAACCUCGUCUUCGCGGGCCUGCCCGACCAUAUCAACUGGCGCGUCAUGCUCGGUGCAGGCAUCCUGCCCUCCAUCUCCGUCGCGUUCGUGCUGCUCGUGAUCCCGGAGUCACCGCGGUGGCUGGUGAUGCAGAACCGGGCUGGCGAUGCUCGUGCGGUGCUUCUCAAGGUCACUGACAGCGAGGAAGAGGCACAAGAAAGGCUCACCGAGAUCGAGGAGGCCGCGCGUAUCACUGCUUCCGGCAAGGCGGUGUGGCGGGAGCUACUGCGGCCGUCGCCGGUGAUCCGUCGGAUGCUGAUCACCGGGCUGGGCGUCCAGUUCUUCCAGCAGGCCACGGGCAUCGAUGCGCUGGUGUACUACAGCCCGACCAUCUUCCGGGACGCCGGCAUCACGCUGGAAAGCCAGCUCCUCGCCGCCACCGUCGCGGUGGGGUUCUCCAAGACGGCACUCAUCGUGAUCGCCAUCGUCCUAGUGGACCGCGUCGGCCGGAAGCCGCUCCUCUACAUCAGCACGAUUGGCAUCACGGCAUGUCUGGCCGUGCUAGCCGCGGCGCUCUCCCUGCUCGCGCGCGACGCGCUACCGAGAGGCGCGGCAAUCGGGCUUGCCAUCCUGACGGUGUGCGGCUUCGUGGCCUUCUUCUCGGUGGGGAUGGGCCCCAUCAACAUGGUGCUGAGCUCGGAGAUAUACCCGCUGCGGCUGCGAGCGCAGGCCGUGGGGUUGGGCUUCGCCUUGAACAGGAUGACGAGCGGCGCCGUGGCCAUGUCAUUCCUCUCCAUCUGCCGCGCCCUAUCCGUCGCCGGCGCGUUCACCGCAUUCGCGGCCGUCUCAGCGCUGUCCGUGGUGUUCGUGCAUCUGUUUGUGCCUGAGACGAGCGGCAAGACGUUGGAGCAGAUCGAGUCGCUGUUCGGUGGCGGCGGUGUGACGCCGGGCGAGGUGGAGCUUCGCGAUGCGGAGCGUCUGGUGCACAAGAGAUUAGUAUCGCACCCGUCGAGCUGAGUGGUGUAGCGAUUGGCGCGGCGUGCGUUUGCUAGCAAGAAACGUUUCGGAUUCCAGUCAGAAAAUCAGUGAAAUCCCUAUCAAGUGCCUUUGACAAUUGAUUCGAAUCUAAAACUAGAGAAUGUUUUUACAAAGCAGACUCUAGCGCCAACAGAACAAUUUUCUUUAUCUACAAAGCAGACUUUGA